AUGGCUGGCGGCUGGUCGCACGAUGAGUCAGCCAAAGCGGUGGCUAGGUAUCGAAGUAGCCAACGGAUUGCCGAGGGGAAGGGCAAAUCGGCGGGAGAUCGAUCGAUGAAGCGGUGCAUGGUGCGGUCGAUGGAGAUGAAGAUGAAGCCAACGAGCGUGUGGCUAGGUGGCCGACGGGCGGCCCUAACCGUAAAGGAGGAAUUCCCUUCUCGGCCGUCCAAGGUGGCUAAGCCACGGCCGGCCGAUCGCGCCUACGAGGGAAGACGCCUGCCCACCAUCGUCCAGCAACGCCCGCUGGUCCCGUCGGACGACGAUCGUCCGCAUAGCCGCUCGCCUCGCUAUUCCGGCGAGAUUUCUGGCCGCACAGCUGGCCAGGAGUCGCUGUGCCGGCUAUUCCGGCCCCAACAACCAACAGCAGCAGCGUUGAAAUUAUUGUGGUUCCUGUUGCUUGUGACGGUUGUGAUUCGUGCUACCAGUGUGUUAGGCCCAGACGGCUAUAUAGAUUCGAGACCCACCACGCCUGCAAACGGAAAGCACAUUUGUUUGAAUGGGGGAAUAUGGCCGCUUUGUUCAUCUCUAUUUACACCAGUUGUGAUAUCUUCUGGACCUACGACUCCAUUUCCAAUUGUAGCAACGGCUAAGCCUAUUUGUUCGAAUGGAGGCUUCGGACCUAAUUGUGUGCUUCCAACUAGUCCCGUUCCUUCACAAAUCAGUUGCACAAACGGGGGGACACUGCCUUUUUGUUGCACCAAUGGAGGUGUUGGACCAGAAUGUGAGACUCCAGGAUUAUCAAAACCACCAUCGAUAAGCUGCGCCAAUGGUGGUAUUCCACCUUUCUGUUGCGAGAACGGUAGAGUUGGCCCAGAUUGUGAGAUCUCUAUCCCAGUUACAUGCGGAAACGGAGGUGUUCUUCCAUACUGCUGCAAUAACGGUGGCGUUGGACCUGACUGUGUAAUUAAUAAACCACCAUCAUCAACUCCACCACCAUUCAUCCCACAGCCUGUGACACAACAAAGCUGCUUGAAUGGUGGAAUUCCUCCAAACUGUGCAGCUCCUAAACCACCAAAACCACCAUCAUGUCCUAAUGGUGGAGUCCCACCUUACUGUUGCACCAAUGGAGGAAGUGGGCCAAAUUGUGCCCUCCCAAUAACUCCGUCCCAGCAAGUUUGUCCAUUUGGAGGAGUUCCUCCGUACUGCUGUGCUAAUGGUGGUCAAGGCCCUUAUUGCAUAAGCAUUCAACCAGCCAUCGAAUUCGCACCACCACAUGAAGUCAUCCAACAACCUUCAAGUCAAGGGACGGCUAAUGUUGGUACGUCUUAUUACAAUCCAGUGCCAGCUCCUUGUCCCUACGGAGGGCUUCCCCCUUUCUGCUGUACAAAUGGCGGCUCCGGACCAUACUGCCAACUUCCCAUUCAGCAGCCCGUUUGCCUCAACGGAGGGCAGCUUCCUUAUUGCUGUACGAAUGGCGGUGUUGGUCCAGAUUGCUCCAUUCCACAACCUCAGAAACCAAUUCAACAGCCCGGAUGCCCCAAUGGAGGACAACUUCCUCAUUGCUGCACCAAUGGUGGAGUUGGACCCAAUUGUGCGAUUUCUCAAACUCCUGUUCCUGUGAAACCAUCCGGAUGUCCUAAUGGAGGGCAGCUUCCUUAUUGCUGUACGAAUGGCGGUGUUGGUCCAGAUUGCUCCAUUCCACAACCAUCCUGUUCUAAUGGAGGUGAAUUGCCUUACUGUUGUACAAAUGGAGGCCAAGGACCGAAUUGCGAAGUUGCAACUUCUCCCAAACCAACAACUUCCACAACUCGUCGAACCACAACAACUACCAAGCGUACGACAACCCGUCCACAGACUACCACUCCUAGACCAGUUAUCACAGCCCGUCCACCCACAACAACCACCAGGUCCACAACAACACGUCCGCCGACCACAACAACGAGAAAAACAACAACAGCUCCAAUUACCACUAGAAGGCCUACGACGACCACCAGUAGAACAACAACCUCAACACGACGUUCGACAACAACCACUCCUCGUCCAACAACUACUACCCGUCGUUCAACAACAACAGUUAGCACUCGACCAAUCACCACAACCCGUCCACUAACCACAACCCGUAGAACAACGACCACAACACGAACAACCACUAGAAAACCCACAACUACAACUAGAAAAACAACCACCACUCCACGACCAACGGUAACUACACGGCGCCCGGUGACCACCCCAGCAAAAACAACAACUACCCGUGUUUGUCCAUUCGGAGGCAGCCCUCCAUUCUGUUGUACCAAUGGGGGUCUUGGCCCAACAUGUUACGUUCCAACCGCGAAGCCUCCAGCCACGACCACUCGCCAAACAACCACAACUACGCGUAGAACCACGCCAACAACCAGAAGAACGACAACAACCACUUCUCGGAAAACUACAACGGUCACACAACGGCCAACAACGUACAAACCAGUAUGUCCUUCCGGAGGAUCUCCCCCGUAUUGCUGCACAAAUGGCGGACAAGGGCCCAACUGUGCCGUCCCAAGUCGACCCACUUCUCGACCACCGAGACCACAAACUUGUCCAUCGGGUGGUGUUCCUCCCUAUUGCUGUACUAAUGGAGGCAAGGGACCCAACUGUGAAUCACCUGCAUCAUCAUUACCUGCGGUACCAGGAUAUCUUCCACCCGUCAGCAGUGGUGCCAUUUCCAAUGGUUACAAGUAUGACGUCGGUGAACCUCCGUUUGCCACUUGA
This is a messenger RNA of Armigeres subalbatus, 2736 nucleotides long. RefSeq names its product mucin-2-like. The transcript has 5 exons. The coding region runs from base 1 to 2736 and encodes 911 amino acids. NCBI's taxonomy places the organism in Eukaryota, Metazoa, Arthropoda, Insecta, Diptera, Culicidae. The record is from RefSeq and is a predicted model, not a curated record.